Fusarium oxysporum Fo47 is the source of this 2136-nucleotide messenger RNA. Its product is annotated as Zn(II)2Cys6 transcription factor domain-containing protein. The coding region runs from base 32 to 1990 and encodes 652 amino acids. Lineage: Eukaryota; Fungi; Ascomycota; Sordariomycetes; Hypocreales; Nectriaceae. Gene Ontology annotation, molecular function: zinc ion binding; DNA-binding transcription factor activity, RNA polymerase II-specific. The record is from RefSeq and is a predicted model, not a curated record. The transcript is spliced from 4 exons. Gene Ontology annotation, biological process: regulation of DNA-templated transcription.
CCUCUUACCACCGCCUCGGAGGAAGUGAGAGAUGCAGCCGGUUCUGUUUUCGCCGACUCGCCCUCAGGCUUCGUCCCGCCGGGCCAGAGACGCCUCGAAGCAGGGCCCCUGGCGCUGCUCCAACUGCCCCAAGGAGUUUGCUCAGAAAGAAUAUCGGUACAAGCAUCAACAGCGUUGCAUUCAGUCGUCCCAACGACAAAAGUUAUCCAAGCAGAAGUCUUGCACAGCCUGCGCAGCCUCCAAACUGAGCUGUGAUCUGGGUACGCCGUCAUGUUCACGCUGCAUCAACAGGAACAAGACGUGCCGGUACGUCUCGGCCAGCAAUCCCAACGCCACGUCUCAGCAGAUUGAGGCAGCUCAACGGCCUCGUGGGCACCACAUUCGCGCCGAUUCGGGGCAGCCCUAUGAUAACAAUAGCGUUGUCGGAGAUAACUCAUCGUUGUCAAAUUACUCUACUCGUCGUCAAUCAGAGCUUGAGCUUGAAGCUGUCAUGCAGGACGCGGGGGAUCAGAGCCGCUCCUCUGCCACCUCGAACAGCCUAUCACUUGCAGCUCUCCAACAACAGCAAUUGUCUGUACCUACUUCUCACGGUAUAAAUAUCAACGGGUGGAAUGUGAACACGCAGACAAACAGACCAAGUGUUGGGUUUGGAGAUCCUACGCCAAGUCCGGGCCAGCUUGAGAGGGACAGCAUUUCAUUAUUUAACUUGACGAAUGAGGCGGAGGCCGCGUCUCGAUGGCAGCAAGAAAUACCUUGGUUCUCACAGAAUCCGUUUCUCUCCCCCGAACUACCUAUAUCGCCAGAGCUUGAAGACCCUAUGCAAGGAAAUGGCUUCACGGGAGCUUCCGAGGAUCUAAACUUUGAUCUCCUGGGCUCACUUGGAAUUUUGACUCAGAAUCGGAUCACACCAGGCCAGACAUCUCAACCGGGCGGAUUUUCAACCAUGCUGAAUACUCCAGUCUCAUCUGACGGCCACUAUCCCAGAACAGGAUCUAUUGCCAAACCCCACAGUAACCAACACUCUCCACUUGAUGUUGAGGCCGACACCGAACAAGGUAAGACUCUGCACGGUGCUGUCAAAGCUGCGCGUGGUACGGACUUGCCAAAUACGGCCGCAACGCGUCCGCAGUAUGGUAUUAGCCAAACCCUGCAGUCAUGUCCUUUCCACAGACUCCACAAAGACGAUGAUCUUAUCAAAAUGGUCAGCAACUACCCAAGUGUCAUGUUGCAACCAGGAGUAUAUCCCCCAUUUGUACAUCACAAGCUAUACCGAUGUUCUGCCGGCGACGUGGCAGAACCGCUAGCUAAGGCCUUUUGCUGUGUUGGGGCGUUCUACGCUUCUGUCCCUGUCAGCGAGACAUUUGUCUACUCGCUCAUAAAUGAGGAGACCAAUAAGCUUGUCAAAGGAUUUCAUCAAAUACCCCGUUCUGAUGCGGACAUGCUGGCGGUAGUCCAUGCCAUGUGUAUCUAUCAGAUCCUGGGGUUCUUUGUUAGCGUAAAUACAGAACAGACGCGUGCAGCCGAGUCACAGCAGAUGUUCUUCCUCAAGAUGACCAGACGUCUCGCCAAACAGUAUCUCCAAACCUCAACAGUCAAGGACGGAGAAGAGACCAAUUGGCGCAAGUGGCUCAUGGACGAGACAAUUCGCAGAACCGUUUUCCUUGUCAAUGCCAUAAAUACGCUUUCCUGCCGUAUUCAGAAGCAGGACCCGAACUACUUUGAGCCUCUAGACAAUGAUCUCAUUCACAACUUGACUCUCCCAGCACCUGAGGUUAUCUGGAAAGCCUCCUCGGCAGAAGAAUGGACUCUUGCCAAGUCUCAACUUCCUUCUGACGAUUUAGUGCGCACAAAGGUUACUAUUCGCCAGGCUGUUGAUCAGAUCAAGAAUUCAGAAAGACUUGGGGACCGAGGCACUCGAGCUAGCCAGCUACAGUUCGACGUGUUUGAUGACUUCACGAAGCUCGUCAUUGCUACAGCAGAUGUACAGUAGCAGAAUCUGGUAUUUUGCCUCCAAAGCGUAAAUUUUAGAGCGGCUCAUUUCGUCGAUAUAAUCCAUUAUGAUCCUGUCAAUGCUGUGCUUCUUAUGUUGAUGUUAAAUGGCAGCCUGAUGUCUGAAAGGUUACUUGGGAAUGACAG